AUGGCCAUGGAUACCGUUCGUCGAAGGAGACAUUCAGGUUCGGGUGCCGCCAUUGCUGCGCCACGUCCCGUAGUGCGGACGGCCGGCCCAACUGUCAAUAGUCGUCUCGCUCCCCCACGUCCAAAGUCUACGCCAGCCCACCACAGACCCCAUCAACGAAGGCGGCAAAAAGGCCCCGGCGACAGCGACGACGAAGGGGCUGCCAACAACGCUGAUAGCGACGGGGACGAAAACAUGGCUAAUACGAAUGAAGACCCAGAAACUAAGGAAUUUGAUCGAUUAUCUCAAGCUGGGUCCGAUGCUGAUUCCUGGGACGACGCCUCUUCUUCUGCAUCCACCACGUCCUCACUACCACGAAAAAUUUCCGUCGUGAAAAAGGACGAAGAAAUCCAAGAAUCGCCAAUAGGAGGACCUAGCCAGAGACCGACAAAACCGCUUCCUGCCUCGAAAGUCAGAAACUUGGACAACAAAAUGCCACCGAACGUCGUUCCCCCCAUUGUCCAUCCGGCAAACCCUUCGAUGUUGCCGGUACAAGCGCACGUUCCUCGCAAUUCAGUCGUUUCGCCGCAGCGCCGUCUUUUUGUGAUUCUGGAGCAAGCCUGCUUGGAGGCUUAUCGAGUAUCUUCCGGGGGCGGCAAGGGCCGGUACUCGAAAGGUGGUGAAGAACAGGUGAAAUACACCCUCCUCAAUUGUGAUGAUCACCAGGGCAUUCUGGCAAAAACGGGGCGAGAUAUCGCAGAUGCUAGACCAGAUAUAACGCACCAGUGCCUUCUUACCCUUCUCGAUUCACCGCUCAACAAAGCAGGACUUCUGCAAGUUUACAUACACACGGCGAAGGGCGUCCUCAUUGAAGUUAACCCACAUGUGCGCAUUCCACGGACGUUCAAACGGUUUAGUGGACUUAUGGUCCAAUUGCUAGACAAGCUAUCCAUUCGUGGAGUCAACGGGCCCGAGAAACUCCUCAAAGUAAUCAGAAACCCAAUCUCCGAUCAUCUUCCCGCCAAUACAUUCAAAAUCACAUUGUCGGGCGACGCUCCGACUGUGCGCUUGUCCAACUACCUAUCAUCGGUACCACAAACACACUCGAUCGCUGUCUUCGUCGGUGCAAUGGCGAGAGGCAAGGAUGAUUUUGCUGACGCCUAUGUCGACGAGAAAAUCAGCAUCAGCGAGUACUCGCUAAGUGCUAGUGUAGCUUGUGGCAAGUUCUGUUGCGCCUUGGAAGAACUCUGGGACAUUGUGUAA
Pleurotus ostreatus (oyster mushroom) is the source of this 1242-nucleotide messenger RNA. RefSeq lists its product as uncharacterized. Gene Ontology annotation, cellular component: nucleolus; small-subunit processome. Gene Ontology annotation, molecular function: rRNA (pseudouridine) methyltransferase activity; rRNA binding. The coding region runs from base 1 to 1242 and encodes 413 amino acids. Lineage: Eukaryota; Fungi; Basidiomycota; Agaricomycetes; Agaricales; Pleurotaceae. The transcript has 6 exons. The record is from RefSeq and is a predicted model, not a curated record. Gene Ontology annotation, biological process: rRNA base methylation.